This is a messenger RNA of Vespa velutina, 4620 nucleotides long. RefSeq lists its product as uncharacterized. The record is from RefSeq and is a predicted model, not a curated record. Gene Ontology annotation, biological process: mitochondrial protein catabolic process; mitophagy by internal vacuole formation. The transcript is spliced from 5 exons. Gene Ontology annotation, cellular component: mitochondrial outer membrane. The coding region runs from base 2561 to 4372 and encodes 603 amino acids. NCBI's taxonomy places the organism in Eukaryota, Metazoa, Arthropoda, Insecta, Hymenoptera, Vespidae.
UUGACGUUCAGGUGUACGAAGAGCGCAUAUCAAAGGUCGUGAACGUUCCGUAAAUUAGCGUCGAGUUGUCACAGAUGUGUUCCGUCUAUGGAAAACAUUAUUUUAUUUUACAAGAGCGGUGAAGCGAAAGGGUUAAUGAACGGUGUAUCACGUGACUCAUGGAAGGAAGUAGGCAGAUCCAUAUCUCGCAUUAAUUGUUAUUAUUAUUAUUAUUACAAUGUUUUUUGUUUUUUUUUUUUUUGUAACUCAAGUACCUCUUUAAUUAUUCUUCGUUUUAAUAAUGCAAAAGGACAAAAACAAAAACAAAAAAAGAAAAAAAAACAGAAGAAAAAAGAAACAGCGGAAAACUCUACUUUUACAGGUUUAAAACCUGGUUAUCCAUUUCUCAGAACUCUCUCAAAGAAGGGAGACAUCAUAGAAACCACUAACUCGAGAAAUUGACAGGUUAAUACACAGGAAGAGAUAUUCCUCAUAGUUAUUAACAUAUACCAAAAGAAAGUUUCCGGAUUUCUUUGGUUAUACGUAUACAUUUAUAAUAUAUACAUAUACAUAUGCAUAUAUAUAUAUAUAUAUAUAUAUAUAUAUAUAUAUAAAUAUAUGGUACUAUACUCUUCAUCGACUUGUCUCAUAUCGGUAUGCAGGUUAGUAGGUCACCAUCACAUCUUUCAGCAAUGAUUCGAAGUAUCCAGAAACAGAGAUCACACGAUGACAUCUAAAAUUCACUAAAUGUAAUCUAUAUAUAUAUAUAUAUACAGACAUACAUUUUUAGUUAGAUUCAUUUUUGAUAUUCAAAUCAGUUUGACAAAAGAGAGAUUAUCUACCAUUUUAUUCCCUUUCGAAUAUCUUGAAUUUUGAUAUUUUCGUUUUCCCGCUAAACCAAUCGCUUCGCUUCUCUUCGCCAAUCAGAUUCAUUGUUUUUAUUUUUCAAUUAUACUUCGACGAAAUAUAUUAAAAAAAAUUAUCCAUCGAAUUAAUAUGUGAGAUAUAAAAAAAAAAAGAACGAAUGAAAUAUAAAUUAGUUUAUUUUAGAUUAUAUAAAGAAGUAUUACGAAAUAAUUUCUUUUUCAAAAUUGAUCCUAAGGAUAACGAAAUUUUUAGGUUAAAUACAUCGAUUUUAAACAGGAGAUAAUAUUUAUAUAUGCAUAUAUAUAUCUAUAUAUACAUACACACUUAUAUACAUAUAUAUAUAUAUAUAUAUAUGUAUAUAAUUUUUGGAAAGUGUUACAUCAUUUUUUUAUCGAUUUAUAAAAAAUCCUGACAAGUAUCUGUCGUAUUGAAAAAAUCCAAAUGUUUAAAUGAUGUCCUUUCCAUCUCGUCAUUUUCCCUCUCUCUCUCUCUCUCUCUCUCUCUCUCUCUCUCUCACAAACACACACACAUUCUUUCCUACUCUUUCUUGCUAUCUUUCUUUCACUCGCUCUUUCUUGCUAUCUUUCUCUUUUCCCCGCUCUUUCUUGCUAUCUUUCUCUUUUCCCCGCUCUUUCUUGCUAUCUUUCUCUUUCACUUAUUUUUUUUCUUGUACUCGUUCGUUCACGAUCUUCUUCCCACCACACGAUAUCAUUUCACAUCCGCCGGUCCAAACGAGGUUUCGUGCACUUUCGAAGACACAGAGAUGAGAAUUUUGUUACUCAAUUCUUCGUUCGUAAACCGUAAGUCCGUCUGGCCCGAUCAUUCGAGAAUUUGCGAUUGGCAAAUACGAAACGAACAAAUUGAAAAGGUUAAAUCAUCGAUAUAUGUAUAUUUAUAUUUCUACGUUUAUUAUUGUUCAAGCAAGUUUGCUUUGAAUUAUUUAUUUUAAAUGUACGAAUAAAUAUUUAAUAAACUGUGGUGAAUCGCGUUUAAUUGCAAUCGAUGUGUGUGCGUGUGCGUGCGCGUACGUUUAUGGAAAUUUUAUACGGAAGUGAAAAUUUUAUAACAAGAAAUCAAUUAUUUAAUUAUUUAUUUAUUUAUUCAUUCAUUUAUUUAUUUACUUAUUUAUUUAUUUAUUAAAGAGUUCUAUUCGAUGUUCGUCGAUUCGAGAAAUUGAUAUUUCAAAUAGUGCUUUUGUUUCCCGCGAAAUUUUACAUCGUAAUCUGAUUCAAAUUUGCCACCAAAAAAGCGCCAUUUAAUUUUUUGUCUCUCUUUUGAUAAUAGAAAAUUAUGUACGUCUCUGAUAUAUCAUAAAUAUUGAAUUUUUAAAUUUAUUAUAAACGAUCGAACUGUCGACAAAAGUAAAAAGAGAGAGAGAGAGGAAACAGCCCGAAGAGAGAAUUUUCAUUUGAAAAAUUCUGGACCUCUGAUUGGUCUGUUCUUAAAAAGUGGAUCGUUUGCCCUACAGCUAUAGGUCAUCUUACGUAUUAUGAUGAUUGGUUAGUGAAAAAAGAAAAUGACGAUCGUUUAAUUUAAAAAAGGAAAGGAAAGAAAGAAAAAUUAUUAUUAUUUAAAUGAAAGAAUACGAUUUUCAAAAAUGAUUUAUAUUAAUUACAUACGUUAUAUAUACUACUUGGUUACUUUCGCUUUAUAUAAAGAUACUUCAUGUGUAUGAACGAUGAGGUAAAUGAUAUAAAAUAUAAAAGAGCGAAAAAUGAAUAGACGAACGAGCCUACCAGGUGGAUUAAAUUCCUGUGAAAGGAUAAGACCGGAAAGACCAAGAAAUCCGAUUCAAAAGUUAAUAUGGAGUCCAAAUUCUCAAUUUCAAAUAAAUUAUGUAGGAAUAUUGGAGAACGAAGGAUCGAAUCCACGUAUGGCCUUGAGAAAAUUACUUCGACUUUACGAAGGUAGACAAUUUCGUGAAGCGGCAGCGUUUCUGAUGAAGUUACCGCAGUAUACUUUGAAAACAGCUUUACCAGACAUUCCAGUGGAUUUGUUGAUCGAAACUUUACCGCACAGUUUAACUUUGCUCGAAGCUCUUUAUUGUAGACUCGUAGAAUUAAAUGUUACCGAUACGAAGAUCUUAAGAGUAGAACAAGUUCUUUGGAAGGUUGUACAAUUGUUGUCGAACAAUCAGGAUCAUGCACGUCCAAGGAUUUGGUGUAAAUUGUUGACGUAUUUGAACAGAUUGUCACCUAAUACAAAAAAUAUAUUGACCUCGAGGAAAAAAGCUAUAGAAAGAGCAGUCGAAGGACUUGGGAAGCAUGGUUUAGUACCUUCGAGUUUGGAAGGUUCAACUAACACGACGAAUUCGAAUUUGGUACCACUUCCUGUUGUUCUUAAAGAACAACUCGAGGCACGUAUCGAUGCGUACAAACUCGCAGUUCACAAAUUAGAAAGUUUUGGAAAAAAUACAGGAGUUCAUAAAGUAGACCAAGGCGUCCAGGCUGCUUCCCAUCAGCGUCAACUUUCGCUAAAAUACAGCGAAGUUCAACAGAGAUUAAUAGAUAAUCAAAGCCUAUUGAAUACAUUGGAGAAAGCUGGCAAUCUGUACAAUCUGGAAAGUUUGUUGGUAGAAUUGAAACGUCGAAUUGAACACGACAAGGAAGCUCUCAGACAAUGGACAGCAUUGAGAAAAUCUAUUGGUUUAGCUGGGACUAAAAAUCCAACAUUGGCCGCUAAUUUGUUACAAUUUUCAAAGGGUUGUUCUUUAACUUUGCAACUUAUAUGUGAUGAGGGUUCAUCGAUGGAAAAGACAUAUUCUUCGCCGAUACAUUUCGAGAAUGAUUACGAAGAAGAAUCAUGUAGUACCGGAUAUCAUACCGACGAAAGUCGAACACCGGAACCGGUAAUAGUAGUUGCAAACAAAAGACAUGAACUUUUCAAUAGGGAAGAAAGUUCUCAAGUGUUGAUUUCCGGCGAUUUACCGGUCGAACGUUUAUCCAAACGAUAUAGCAUGUUGUAUGCACAGGCACAUUUGCAUACUCUUGAUGCACUUGAUACCUUGCGUCCUCUUAACGAUGCACCCGAAUUAAAAGCUAAAAUACUUUAUUCCGUAGUUGUGUUAUCAUGGCGUUUAGCUGGAAUGGUCCAAACGUAUAGACGUCUAGAAGCAUUAAAUAUUUUAAAUGGUACAACCACCGGUGUACCAUCGGUUGCAAAUAUCGAGGAAUGUAUAAUAAGGCAAUUAGCUACCAGUGGUGCUCAAAGUGGUGUAGAGGAAGUAGCCGAGCAAGUGAUCAAUCAGCUGGAAAGAACGUUGUACGAUUUACCGUGUUUAAAAGAAUGCACGGAAAUAAAAAGAUACGCUUCCAUGUGCGCUGGUUUGGCAUGGGUUUGUUUGGCUCGUAAUACGCCUCUGGUAUUGGACGUGGCACAGGAUAUAGAAUUUCGAAAGGAAGUUCAUUUGAGGCAUCACAGUUCCUCAAAUCCAAAUGGAACGAGAAUAAAAUCUGUAUUAUGGCCAGGUUUACGAGAAGGUUAUCAAGGUUCUUGUCUUCACAAAGCUGUUGUUAUAACCGUAUAAUAAUAUACGGUGAAUUAACAACAAAAUGAUGGAUUUUUUUUUUGAGCGAGGAAACUUUUGUUAUUAACGUUAUAUAUAUAACGAUGUAAUACAUAUACAGAAUGCGACGUGGAUAUUAUCAGAUAUUGAAAAAUCAUAUCAAAUCUUUUGUACCUUAAUAUAAUUAAUAUCCAGAGAUCAUAAUAACUGUUAUAAUCUUAAUCUUGAAAAAUUACGAAAUAAGAAUUAAUAUCUUUCUUUAAAUGAUA